AUGUCCGACUCGUACACCAGUUCAUCCUACUACUACAGCUCAAGUCGCAACGGCGACAACGGCCCAACAACAACCGGCCACCGCUACUCAACAACCUCCCUAACCGAAGCAGACGGCACAACGAUCGUCCGCACAGCCCGACAAGACCUCGGCCAACCCCCCGUCGUCGAAGAACACCGCUACGACAGCACCGGCCAAGAACAACUCGCCCUGCCCGGUCCAGGCGGCUCCUCGGCCGGCGGCGUACGCCGAAUCACAGACCUCGACGAAGAAGGCUCGUCCGAGUUAUCCGCCUUCGAUGCGGAAAGUUCGUUUAGCAGCGGUGCGACACCGCAGUUUGACGGGGCGGCGGUCCCGUUUGGUACGAGGGUCGUUGAUGUAGACACCGGUGCUUAUGAUGAGCAUAUGCAUUAUUUUGGUGAUAAGUCGAUGCGACAUCAUCGGGAGUUGAGGGAUGCGGCUGGGAGGAAGUUUACGAGGGAUGUGGAUUUUGAUCCGUCGGGGAAAGGAGGGACGGCGCAUGAGAGGAGGCAGUUUGAGAAUCCUGAGACGGGGACGAAGGUUGACAAGGAUGAGGAUGUGGAGGUUUCGGAGGUUCUUUAG
This is a messenger RNA of Penicillium cataractarum, 603 nucleotides long. RefSeq lists its product as uncharacterized. The record is from RefSeq and is a predicted model, not a curated record. The coding region runs from base 1 to 603 and encodes 200 amino acids. Lineage: Eukaryota; Fungi; Ascomycota; Eurotiomycetes; Eurotiales; Aspergillaceae. The transcript has a single exon.